AUGACUAGAUCUGGCAGAUGUUAUACUCCCGACGAGCUUGCUCUCGGAGGACAAAAGAAAGAUCAUGCCAAGAGACCGAUCAGCGAAGCAGAAGCUGAGGAGUUCUGGAGGAGAAUGCAACCCAAAGACUACUCCAUUGUCAAGCACUUGGAGAAGACUCCAGCCCAGAUUUCUGUGUGGGCCCUAUUGAUGAGCUCCUGGUCACACAGACAGGCUUUGAUGAAAGCCUUGGAUGACACGUAUGUGCCCUCAGGUACGAGCAGCGACAAUGUAGCUGCUAUUAUUCACCGAGUCAUUCAGGGACACCGCAUCAGCUUCUGCGAUGAUGAAUUGCCGGCCGAAGGGAGGGCCCACAACAAAGCUCUACACAUCACCGUGGUAUGCCGCGGAAAAAUCGUCAACCGUGUUUUGGUAGACGACGGAUCUGGCCUGAACAUAUGCCCCUUGUCCACACUGAAGCAGCUGAGGUUUGACCUCGGAAAGUUGGAGCAAAACCAGGUCAAUGUGAGAGCAUUCAACGGUGUGCAGAGAGACACGUUGGGAGCUGUGAACCUGACCAUCCAAAUGGGCCCCGCGGAGUUCGAGGCAAAAUUCCAGGUGUUGGAUAUCGACACCAGCUAUAACCUCCUUUUGGGAAGGCCAUUCAUUCACCUGGAUGGAGCCGUCCCCUCCACUCUCCACCAAAUGAUGAAACUGGUGUGGAAAAAUGAAGAACUGGUUAUCCAUGGUGAAAAGGGCCACUCGGGAAAGCAGGUGCCGGUCUUGGACGAGACGCCGCAAGGUUCGGACUUCUACACAGUGGAGUUGGUAAACACCACCGAUGAGGGCUUGGCCCCGCAGACUCCCAUGCCGGCCGUGUACAGAAUGAUUGCCACGGUAAUGCUGCAGAGCGGAUUCGAACCAGGUUUCGGAUUAGGAAGGAAUGCCCAAGGGAUCAUCGAGCCAGUUCCGGUCCUUGCUACAGGAUCAAAGUAUGGUUUGGGGUACAUCCCCACAGAUGAUGAUAUGAAGAUGAAGAGGAGAAGGGAUCAAGAGUUGACUAAACCGAUCCCACAUCUCUAUCAAUCCUUUCCAGUCCGGGAGCAUGCUGAGCCCGAAGACAAUGGGGAAGGAAUCUGUGACCUUUUCGAGGAGAUUCACGCUGUUAUCGAGGAGGAGGUCGAGCCAGCUGGCAUUCGUGAUGCGGAACCAGAGGAGAUGCUGCAGAAUUGGACUUCCACGCCAAUCUUGAUGUCCCGGACUCUUUGUAACGUAAGUUACAAACCUGCCAAUGUCAUGUCAUGUCAUGAGUUAAACGAGCAAAAUGAGGCAAAUGACGAUGAGGUUGACGACUAUGAAGAAAGUGGGGAACCGGAUUAUGUGGCAGAAGAAUUUCGACAGUUCGAGAAUCAACAUAAACCGAAUCUGGAAGAAACAGAGACGGUGAAUUUGGGAGAUUCAGAAUGUGUCAAAGAGGUCGAUGACAUGCAGGGGUUGAGUACUAAUGUCGUAUCUCAUAAGCUGCCUAUCAACCCAGGGUUCGAGCCGGUGAAACAAAAGACUCGGAAAUUCAAGCCUGAUUUGAGUUUGAAGAUUAAGGAGGAAAUCACCAAGCAGAUAGAGUCUCGAUUGGUAGAAGUAACGCAGUAUCCCACCUGGUUGGCAAAUGUUGUUCCGGUCGCCAAGAAAGAUGGAAAAAUCAGGAUUUGUGUUGAUUACAGAGAUCUCAACAAGGCUAGUCCAAAGGAUAAUUUUCCGUUGCCUAACAUCCACAUUCUGAUUGACAACUGUGCCAAACAUGAGAUGCAGUCAUUUGUGGAUUGUUAUGCAGGGUAUCACCAGAUUCUGAUGGAUGAAGAAGACGCGGAAAAAACGGCAUUCAUCACACCUUGGGGUGUGUAUCACUACAGGGUAAUGCCGUUCGGCCUGAAGAACGCCGGUGCUACUUACAUGAGAGCCAUGACGACCAUCUUUCACGACAUGAUCCACAAGGAAAUUGAAGUAUACGUGGACGACGUCAUAAUCAAAUACCGCGAGAGUUCGGAUCAUUUGACACACCUGAGAAAAUUCUUUGAACGUUUGCGUCGGUACAACUUGAAGCUAAAUCCCGCCAAAUGUGCUUUUGGAGUCCCAGCUGGGAAGUUGUUGGGGUUUAUAGUCAGCAGAAGAGGUAUUGAGCUUGACCCCUCGAAGAUAAAGCAAUUCAAGAGUUGCCUCCACCGAAGACAAGAAAAGAGGUGA
Messenger RNA from Solanum pennellii, 2220 nucleotides. RefSeq lists its product as uncharacterized. NCBI's taxonomy places the organism in Eukaryota, Viridiplantae, Streptophyta, Magnoliopsida, Solanales, Solanaceae. The record is from RefSeq and is a predicted model, not a curated record. The coding region runs from base 1 to 2220 and encodes 739 amino acids. The transcript has 3 exons. Gene Ontology annotation, molecular function: nucleic acid binding.